AAAAAUAAAUCCUGUCCUCAUCUCAAGUUUUGUUGAAAUGAAGUCGUUCAUCGGAUCCGUUUACUUGUCGUGUUUUCCUCUGUUGGUGUAAGCAACUUUGCGCUGCCUGAAAAUUCAGACUUCAAUUCUUCGCCUAUGGUGGUUUGGUUAAGUUUCACACAAUCGCUCACCAUUUUGAUAUCACAGAUCAGAUGAGAUGAGAGGCACACAAGCAACUACCACGAGUUACAAAGAAAAUGAUGAGGACUAUGUUAAGAAAAUCCUUGAUGGGGUUGACAAGUACGGGGUUAGAUCACAAUCUGAAACUUGUAUGUGUAGAGUUCAUGAACAAUUACGCAAAGUAAACAAGAAAGCCUAUGUACCAGAGGUUGUGGCAAUCGGUCCUUAUCAUCGUGGUAAGGAUAGCUUGAAAUGGAUGGAGAAACAAAAGUUUCGUUACCUGUAUUUGCUUCUUAAAUGCUCUCCACUUUCAUUAAACCAAUAUGUAGAAGCCAUAUCCGAUCUAAUUCCAACUCUGUUUGAAUCCUAUGAUGAUCAGCCUGCAAUGGACAAAGGACGUCUUGUAGAAAUGGUUGUUGUAGACGGGUGCUUUAUAGUACAACUAGUUCGCAAAUUCAGUAUGCCUGAAUUGAGAGAGGAGAAUGAUCCCAUCUUCAAAAUGUACUGGGUUUUGAGUAGUUUGCAGCGUGAUUUAAUGUUGUUUGAGAAUCAAAUCCCAUUCCAGAUUUUAUGCAGGCUGUUUGACUUGAUUGAGAUCCCAAACCGGUAUGACAGGCUCAUCUUUCUGGUGUUCAAAUUUUUCAGUAAUUUAUUCCCGGGGCAAGUUUCUGGACAGUGGAUUAAUCAAAUCUCAUCAGCUCCAAGGAUAAAGCAUCUCCUAGAAUUGGUACACCAGAUGUGGUUACCACCUGUAGAAAUGUUACCAUCACCACCACCACCACCUCCACAACCACCACCACCGUCACGCCCUGUUCCCCGGCGCAGAUUUCAUUCUGCCACGGAUCUCCUGGACAACGGGGUGAGGUUCAAAAGGCUGGAGAAAGCCAAUCAACUUAGCAUAAAAUUCAAACACGGGGUCCUUUGGAUCCCGCCGCUAAUCAUGGAGGAGCGAACGGAAUCAUUCCUGAGAAAUCUGAUGGCGUUCGAGCAAUACUCCACAAAUCACAACUACCUAGUUGUUACGGCCUACGUUAAAUUCCUAGAUUUCCUCAUCGACUCCCCCGGAGACGUGGAAGUGCUUACGAAGUACGGGGUUAUCGAUAACUGGCUGGGCGACAGCCGAGAGGUGCACCGCAUGUUUAAGAAGAUCAACAGUUUCAUUACCAUCCACAGCGCCGAAUACCCCUUUGCCCACCUCUACGACCAACUCAAUGACUACUGCAGUCAAAGCGUGGGCGGGAAGAUCGCCAGAAUGAGACGAAGCCUUUUCCGCGGUUCGCUAGCGCUCCUCUGGCUCGCCGCCGUGUUUACGUUACUUCUCUCUGUCCUAGUUGUUACCACCACGCAAACUGUGUACACUGCCCGCACCGCAAACUGAUGGAGGGAGGAGAGGCUGUUACACUCGCCCACCCCACACCAUCAGCCUGGUCUGGUAAGAUUCCAUCUGAUCUUUCGUUACAAAUUUCAUUUCUGUCACCAGUUGAACUGCCUAUACACACAAGGUAAGUCGUUUCUUUCAUCUAUUAAAUCAGCAUGUGUCAUGUUAAAUUCUAGUUUUUGUGUUAUUUUGUAUUUUUAUUACACAAUGUAAUAUAUAUAAUCACAAUGAAUAAAAUGUAUCAAUUCAUCUAUUACAAUCUUUUACAUGGUAA
Molecule: messenger RNA, 1811 nt
Organism: Ipomoea triloba (trilobed morning glory)
Lineage: Eukaryota; Viridiplantae; Streptophyta; Magnoliopsida; Solanales; Convolvulaceae
Product: UPF0481 protein At3g47200-like
Exons: 2
Coding region: 197-1537 (446 amino acids)
Source: RefSeq, a predicted model, not a curated record